CCUGCACAAACCAGCAGCUGCGAGAUUUCUAGCUAUCAUUAGCAUAAUGGCAAACUAUUUCAAAAUACUAAACUCUGCCUAUGUUGGUAUUGGGUCGUUUAUUUUCUUUCGGCAAGUAGAUAAGGCGUUUCAUCUCAGUAACUAUGUGCGUGAACUACGGGUACUAUACUUUAUUUCUCAGUUGAUCAUUUUCGGUAUCAAUCUCCUUAUUAUUCGCAAAAUCAGACAGAUAAAUGGUAAGGUUUAUUUGUGCUCUUUAAUAAUUAUAUGCACUUACUACCAUAAAGGCUCAUAAUGAAUUAGAUACCACUACCUUAAUAUACGU
Mycotypha africana is the source of this 325-nucleotide messenger RNA. RefSeq lists its product as uncharacterized. The transcript has a single exon. The coding region runs from base 47 to 295 and encodes 82 amino acids. The record is from RefSeq and is a predicted model, not a curated record. NCBI's taxonomy places the organism in Eukaryota, Fungi, Mucoromycota, Mucoromycetes, Mucorales, Mycotyphaceae.